AUGGAGAAGGGCUCCCCAAAGUCCGAGCGCCCUCGGAGAAAGUCGCCGGGACCCGGGCCUUCGCCUCAACCCCCGCCCACCGCAACUUUCGCGGGCGGACCCGGGCCCGGGUUGAGCCGCCUCGAGGAUCCCCAGGGCCACUUGGCGCCGGUCCUGGCCCCCAUCGCUUUCCUAACACCCCCACCCCUCCUUCGGGCGCUGAGUGUGGCCUUUGUCGCGGCGGAGACACGCUUCCUGUGUUUGAAGAACAUACGCACCUUCCUGAAAGUCUGCCACGAUAAAUUCGGAUUAAGGAACAGCGAGCUGUUUGACCCCUUUGACCUCUUCGAUGUGCGAGACUUUGGAAAGGUCAUCUCCGCGGUGUCGAGGCUCUCACUGCACAGCAUUGCGCAGAACAAAGGAAUCAGGCCUUUUCCCUCAGAGGAGACCGCAGAGAAUGACGAUGACGUCUACCGCAGCCUGGAGGAGCUGGCGGAUGAGCAUGACCUGGGGGAGGACAUCUACGACUGCGUCCCGUGUGAGGAUGGAGGGGACGACAUCUACGAGGACAUCAUCAAGGUGGAGGUGCAGCAGCCCAUGAUUAGAUACAUGCAGAAAAUGAGCAUGACUGAGGAUGAUAAAAGGAACUGCUGCCUGCUGGAGAUCCAGGAGACCGAGGCCAAGUACUACCGCACCCUGGAGGACAUAGAGAAGAACCACAAGCGUGCCUUAAGGGUGGCACUCCAGUCUAGCCUUGGGUGGGCCUGGCCAGGCACUCACGGCUCUUUUUCAACCCAGGACCUGAUCAAGGUGCAUCACAGCUUCCUGAGGGCCAUCGACGUGUCCAUGAUGGUGGGGGGCAGCACGCUGGCCAAGGUCUUUCUCGAUUUCAAGGAAAGGCUCCUGAUCUACGGGGAGUACUGCAGCCACAUGGAGCACGCCCAGAACACUCUGAACCAGCUCCUGGCCAGCCGGGAGGACUUCAGGCAGAAAGUCGAGGAGUGCACGCUGAAGGUCCAGGAUGGAAAAUUUAAACUACAAGACCUGCUGGUGGUCCCCAUGCAGAGGGUGCUCAAAUACCACCUGCUCUUGAAGGAGCUUCUGAGCCAUUCUGCGGAACGGCCUGAGAGGCAGCAGCUCAAAGAAGCACUGGAAGCUAUGCAGGACUUAGCGAUGUAUAUCAAUGAAGUUAAACGGGACAAGGAGACCUUGAGGAAAAUCAGCGAAUUUCAGAGUUCUAUAGAAAACUUGCAAGUGAAACUGGAGGAAUUUGGAAGACCAAAGAUUGACGGGGAACUGAAAGUCCGGUCCAUAGUCAACCACACCAAGCAGGACAGGUACUUGUUCCUGUUUGACAAGGUGGUCAUCGUCUGCAAGCGGAAGGGUUACAACUACGAGCUCAAGGAGAUCAUCGAGCUGCUUUUCCACAAGAUGACCGAUGACCCCAUGAACAACAAGGACGUCAAGAAGUCUCACGGGAAAAUGUGGUCCUACGGCUUCUACCUAAUUCACCUUCAAGGAAAGCAAGGUUUCCAGUUUUUCUGCAAAACAGAAGACAUGAAGAGGAAGUGGAUGGAGCAGUUUGAGAUGGCCAUGUCAAACAUCAAGCCGGACAAAGCCAAUGCCAACCACCACAGUUUCCAGAUGUACACGUUUGACAAGACCACCAACUGCAAAGCCUGCAAAAUGUUCCUCAGGGGCACCUUCUACCAGGGAUACAUGUGUACCAAGUGUGGCGUCGGGGCACACAAGGAGUGCCUGGAAGUGAUACCUCCCUGCAAGUUUACUUCUCCUGCAGAUCUGGACGCCUCUGGAGCGGGACCAGGUCCCAAGAUGGUGGCCAUGCAGAAUUACCAUGGCAAUCCAGCCCCUCCCGGGAAGCCUGUGCUGACCUUCCAGACGGGCGACGUGCUUGAGCUGCUGAGGGGUGACCCUGAGUCUCCGUGGUGGGAGGGUCGUCUGGUGCAAACCAGGAAGUCAGGGUAUUUCCCCAGCUCAUCUGUGAAGCCCUGCCCUGUGGAUGGAAGGCCGCCCAUCAGCCGGCCGCCGUCCCGGGAGAUCGACUACACUGCAUACCCCUGGUUUGCAGGUAACAUGGAGAGGCAGCAGACGGACAACCUGCUCAAGUCCCACGCCAGCGGGACCUACCUAAUCAGGGAGCGGCCUGCUGAGGCUGAGCGCUUUGCAAUAAGCAUCAAAUUCAACGAUGAAGUGAAGCACAUCAAGGUGGUGGAGAAGGACAACUGGAUCCACAUCACAGAAGCCAAGAAAUUCGACAGCCUCCUGGAGUUGGUGGAGUACUACCAGUGCCACUCACUCAAGGAGAGCUUCAAGCAGCUGGACACCACACUCAAGUACCCCUACAAGUCCCGGGAACGCUCGGCCUCCAGGGCCUCCAGCCGGUCCCCAGCUUCCUGUGCUUCCUACAACUUUUCUUUUCUCGGUCCUCAGGGCCUCAGCUUUGCUUCUCAGGGCCCCUCCGCUCCCUUCUGGUCAGUGUUCACGCCCCGCGUCAUUGGCACGGCUGUGGCCAGGUACAACUUUGCUGCCCGAGACAUGAGAGAGCUUUCACUGCGGGAGGGUGACGUGGUGAGGAUCUACAGCCGCAUCGGCGGGGACCAGGGCUGGUGGAAGGGCGAGACCAACGGACGGAUUGGCUGGUUUCCUUCAACGUACGUAGAAGAGGAGGGCAUCCAGUGACGGCAGGAACGUGGACAAGACGCACAGAUUUUCUUGAGAGAGUCACUCCAGCCCUGAAGUCUGUCUCUAGCUCCUCUGUGACUCAGAGGGGAAAUACCAACCUCCCAGUCUUCCACCACCCACAGGGAUGGGGAGGGUGUUGAGAAUCCUAAACUCGAACCGUUUCACUGUCAGCCUGCCCUCGGUGACCCAUCACUGGGUAUGCUAUUGUACAUAGAGGAAACCUGGGCUCGCCCCACCCAGAGCACAGAGGAGGGGGCACCAGCAGCACUGCAAGCCAGGGUCUGGGUAGCAGCCGAGGCCAGAAGCCCAUUGCCUGGCCCCGUCCAACUGAGAUGGCGGUCAGGAGCCUAGGUUUGAACAGCAAAUGCUGUCCCGGGAAGGGCUAGGGACAGCAGAGGGGACCUGCCCCUAGCCCCUCUGCUUAGCCCCUGGACUCAGCCUUGCCUGUCUUUUCCUGCUGCUCUCAGGGGGAGGUGUCAGGCCUCGGGAGGCAGAUGGGACCAGAGCCAGGCUGUUCACUGUGGGCUCACUUGCCCCACUGUGCUAGGUAGCGCAGGAGGAGAGAGCACUGCAGUGGCCCUCUGCAGCCCCUCUGGCUCCCCAGACUUCCCUGACUCCCCCACUCCCCUCCAUGCCAGGGGCACACCCAGACCCCACAGGGCAGGCCCCUCUCUUGGGAGGGGCCUUUGGGAUGGUGAAAUUCCAACCCUGCUCCCUGGUCAGUGGUACUGUUUCCUGCCCUCUCUCUGAGGGGCCCUUUCUGGAGUCCUGGGAUGGUGUCUGCCUGGCCGUGGCCCUGCUGCCAGGUCAGCACAUCUUUUGUAAAAACCCUGAAAGGGGCAGGGAAGAAAACAGGGAUUUCCACUCUCUAGAUCCCUGCCAGGUCCUUCUCCAGGAGGCCCCUCUGCUCUCCUGCAGGGUGGUCCCUGAGGGUCUGCCCAGCUUUGGCAUGAGAGGUUGGUUCCAGCCCCUGGCAGGGCUUCCUUCCAAGGGUCCCUGCAGCCUUCAAACUGGGCCUUGGGCAACUCAAAGUAAGUGCUCUUGGGGGUGGCUGUACCCCAUUACCUCCCCCAGCCACGACUCCCAGCCUUUGACCUCCAGCUGGGUUAGCCAGACCCUGGUUUCUCUACCCUGAUGUUGCAUGGGACCUGGCAGCAGUGUCUCCCUCCCAGCUCCUUGCCAAAGCCUCUGUUGAGACCUGGGCUUCCUAUAGCCCCUUAUCCCUCUGGCCAGCUGCACAGCCUGUGGGAGGUGCCCGGCCCAGGUUGGGUGUGGGGGAGGCUGAUCUCUGCUGUGGGUGGCGCUGGGGACCUGGGGGCUCCUUCUGAGUUUGGCCUUGUGGCCUCUGAGCCGUAUGCCUCUGGGGCGUAGGGAAGAGGUGGGAGGAGUCACGGGGAUGGGGAGCGGCAGGAGGAGAGAGUGGCCCUCCACAAAGGCUUGGGAAAUGAGGGGAGGUGGAGGCAGGGCAGGGGAAGCGAAGAGUCGGCCUGGGAGAGAGCACCCUGGGGCCUGCGUGUCGGGGUACACCCAGCACUUUGCGCCCCACAGUCCAGCAGGUGCCGAGGAUGGAGGGGAGGAAGCCGGCAGCCCCUGUGUUUACCGUCGUCAGAAAGGUCUUGUCUUUUGGUUUUGGGGUUUUUGUUGUGUUGUGUUUUUUUGGCUUGUUUGUUUUUUAAGGGGAAAAAAGUUUGUAAUUAUUUCAUCCAAAUCUCCCGUUAUAUAUCUGUGAAUAAUAAGAGAUUUUAUAAUAGCAAGAAAAUGAUGUAUAUUUUAGUUUGUUGAUGAAUAAGUCAUCAUGAUCACAAAGGACACUGGGAAAAAAUAAUUUAGAGCCCUGACUUUUUGUGAAUUUGUUUGUUUUGUGUGUGUUUGUUUUGAGAUUUGUAUUUGGUUUGGUUUGGUUUUUGCACUGCACUAAGGCAGGAGGGUUGGAGGGCUGGGUGCAGCCGGGAUGUCUGAUGGUUUUCAGCGGGAGACGGGGUGUCCUCUGCGGGGGGCUAAACUGCAGGGGCCUGAGAUUAGCUGUGAACAUGUGGGAGCCCGAUGCAUGUGGGUCAGGGAUCUGGGCCCCCCUCCCCCCGAGCUGGCGGCAACCCCAAAUGGACACAAACUGUACAUUUGCCAAUGGGUUUUUUUCGGACCAUGGUUUUUACUUGCAAAUAAACCUGAGUUCUUUUCUGCAA
Messenger RNA from Mandrillus leucophaeus (drill), 4865 nucleotides. It is a transcript of the gene VAV2, whose product is annotated as vav 2 guanine nucleotide exchange factor. Bases 1 to 2679 code for a protein of 892 amino acids. The transcript is spliced from 30 exons. Gene Ontology annotation, molecular function: guanyl-nucleotide exchange factor activity; protein binding. NCBI's taxonomy places the organism in Eukaryota, Metazoa, Chordata, Mammalia, Primates, Cercopithecidae. The record is from RefSeq and is a predicted model, not a curated record. Gene Ontology annotation, cellular component: cytoplasm. Gene Ontology annotation, biological process: regulation of GTPase activity; cell migration; intracellular signal transduction.